AUGGUAGCAUUUUUGUUGUGUAUUACGGAUAUUUUUACUGGUGUUGGUAUCAUUGUUGGCAUCAGCAUUAAUAUUGGUAUUGGUAUUAUUAUUGAUAUUGGAAUUAUUAUUAUUAUUAUUGUUGUUAAUAUUGUUAAUGAUACGGUUGUUAUUCUUGAUAUUACCGGUUUGAUUAGGCCGAUUACUGUCCUUGUCAACAACAGAUGA
This is a messenger RNA of Didymodactylos carnosus, 207 nucleotides long. The record is from the annotation of a GenBank genome assembly. Lineage: Eukaryota; Metazoa; Rotifera; Eurotatoria; Philodinida; Philodinidae.